GGCCGCCCCGCCCCGCGCAUGCUCUGCCGGUGCCGCCGCGACUCCAUGUGUGAGGAGCGCAUUAUCGGCACCGGGAGCCGCGGCGGCCACGGGAGCUACCGGGAAAGCCCCGCAACAAGCGGGAGAGCGGCGGGGCCAGCGCGGGGAGAGCGGAGCGGAGCCGGGAGCGCGGGGCGGGCUCGCUGCGGAUGCGGCGCGGAGCUACCGGAGCAGCGCCCUGCGAGUUCUCCCGGAUCCUCGGCUCCGGCUCAUCCCGGCGGGACCCCAUGACCUUCCCUGACAGGCCCUCACCAUGAGUGAGGAUUCAUGCCGCACCCGGAGCCAGAAGCGCGCCCUGGAGCGGGAAUCGGAGCCGGACAAUAAAAAACUCAGGAUGGACAAAGGAAUUCUGGGAUCCGACCUCGGCUCCGGCUCCGAGGGGGACAUGAAGAUCAAAGCGGAUCCCGGGGCCGGGAAAAUCCCGGGAAUGCUGAAAAGUGGGGAAGUCAAAGCCACCAUCAAAGUGGAGCUGCCGGCCGGGGAUGAGCCCGUGGACAUGAGCACAUCCAAAGGGGAUUGCCGGCGGGAGCGGCGCGUUCCCUCCCCGGACGUGAUCGUGCUGUCGGACAACGAGCCCUCGAGCCCCCGCGUCAACGGGCUGGCCCGGCUGGCCCUGCCCGAGCCCGGCGCCGAGGCCCUGCUGCGGAGCCCGGAGCAGCGGGAGCGCCUGAUCAAGCAGCUGCAGGAGGAGCUGAGGCUGGAGGAGGCCAAGCUGGUGCUGCUCAAGAAGCUCCGGCAGAGCCAGAGCCAGAAGGAGACGCCGGCGCCCAAGCUUUCCUCGGGCCCCUCUGGAAGCGCUGCGGCCACACCCCCGCCCUUGGUGCGGGGCCCUCAGGCUGUUCCCGCUGGGAAAACUUCCCUCCAGCCCUCCUCCAGCCGCAUUCCGGGCACUGGGAUCCCGCCCCCGCUGCUCCGGGGGGGCCAAGCAGCCGCCUCCAAGCUGGGCUCGCAGCAGAACCCCCAGAUCGUGAUGCCCCCCCUGGUCCGAGGGGCCCAGCAAAUCCACACGAUCCGGCAGCACUCGAGCACGGGCCCGCCGCCGCUGCUGCUGGCCCCGCGCGCCUCCGUGCCCUCGGUGCAGAUCCAGGGCCAGCGGAUCAUCCAGCAGGGCCUGAUCCGCGUGGCCAACGUGCCCAACGCCAGCCUGCUGGUCAACAUCCCGCAGGCGUCCCCCACGUCCCUGAAGGGCUCGGCGGUGCCCUCGGGGCAGGCGGGCGCGGCGCCGGCGGGCGGCGCGGCGCUGGGCGGCGCGGGCGAGGCCCCGGGCAGCCGGCAGGCCGCGGCCAAGCUGGCGCUGCGCAAGCAGCUGGAGAAGACCCUGCUGGAGAUCCCCCCGCCCAAACCGCCCGCGCCCGAGAUGAACUUCCUGCCCAGCGCCGCCAACAACGAGUUCAUCUACCUGGUGGGGCUGGAGGAGGUGGUGCAGAACCUGCUGGAGAGCCAAGGGAAGGUGGCGGUGGCCGUGUCCUGCCGGGAGCCCUACCUGUGUGCCCAGUGCCACACGGACUUCACGUGCCGCUGGCGGGAGGAGAAGAACGGCACCAUCAUGUGCGAGACCUGCAUGGCCUCCAACCAGAAGAAGGCCCUGAAGGCCGAGCACACGAACCGGCUCAAGGCCGCCUUCGUCAAGGCGCUGCAGCAGGAGCAGGAGAUCGAGCAGAGGAUCCUGCAGCAAUCGGCCCCGCCCGGGCAGCCCAAGGCCGAGCCCGUGGGGCAGCACCACGCGCUCAAGCAGAGCUCCAGCCAGAUGUCCCGGGGUGCUUCCCGAGGGGUCCUGCACGCCUUCAGCUCCUCGCCCAAGCUGCAGAGCUCCUCGGGCAGCGCCGCGCUGGGCGGCCGGCCCGGCAAACACGCCGAGAGAGCCGGCGGCAAGGGCGGCGCCGCCUGGAAGAAAAACCCCAUGGGCACAGGUGGGGCCCUGCCCUUCGUCAGCCCCGCCCUGGCCGUGCACAAGUCGGCCUCGGCCGUGGACCGGCAGCGCGAGUAUCUCCUGGACAUGAUCCCGCCCCGCUCCAUCCCACAGUCGGCCACGUGGAAAUAAUUCCCCGAGGGAGAACUUUUCCAGGCUCUGCCAUCCUUUCUUUUCUACCACAAUUCCGUGGAAUCUGCUUUAAUCCCAGCUGGAUA
Molecule: messenger RNA, 2166 nt
Organism: Vidua macroura (Pin-tailed whydah)
Lineage: Eukaryota; Metazoa; Chordata; Aves; Passeriformes; Viduidae
Gene: GATAD2A
Product: GATA zinc finger domain containing 2A
Biological process (GO): negative regulation of transcription by RNA polymerase II
Cellular component (GO): NuRD complex
Molecular function (GO): sequence-specific DNA binding
Source: RefSeq, a predicted model, not a curated record